GAUCUCAGCGCGGGAGGAGGAAACCUCCUCGGCCGGGCAAAGCCCAGCCCCAGCCCAACCCUGCCUGCCUGCCUGCCUGGGGCCUGGUCGCGUCUUCGCCCUUCCCCCGCCUGCCCGCCUCACUCACUCGCUCGCUCGCUUUCUUUCUUUUUCCCCUCAGAAGGGACAUCCUGCGCGGCGCCGGGAGCAGCCGGGCUGGUUGGCGGAGCUCUGCGGAGUUGAAGGUGCAAGUUUCUAUUUUCAUCUUAACUAGCAGAAGCUGUAACUGAUUAAUUCAGCUGAUGGCUGUCUCAGAAGACUGAACAUGGUAUUUGAAGUUCCUCUGUUGAAAAUGUAUUCCUGAGCAGCACAUGGAAGUAGACUUCCUCCAAGAAGACUCUCUGUGAAAAAAUUCCUGGAGUUACAUGUUGGGAAGAGAUUUCUGCAUGAACAAGUCUGACCAUGCACAAUACAAUUUAAACCUUCCAGAAUGACUUAAGUGUGCUGCUGCUUAAUACUUCAUCAUUGAAAUGGCUAAAGUCGCGUGCAUUCUUUGAAUCCUUUUCUGAUGAAUGUUUUAGCCAUGAGUUUACAUCGGCAAAUGGGAUCUGAUAGAGACCUGCAAUCUUCUGCCUCCUCCGUCAGCUUGCCUUCAAUCAAAAAGGCACCAAAGAAGAGAAGAAUUUCACUGGGAUCUCUCUUUCGAAGAAAAAGGGAUACAAAACGCAAAUCCAGGGAUCUCAAUGGAGGCGUUGACGGGAUUGCAAGUAUUGAAAGUAUACACUCAGAAAUUUGUGCGGAUAAAAACUCUGUGUUCUCCACAUAUGCAUCUUCUGACAAUGGAACAACUAUUAGCAGCAAACAAAGUGGAGACUUCAUGGAGUGUCCCUUGUGCCUUUUGCGACACUCAAAGGAGAGGUUUCCAGAAAUAAUGACUUGCCAUCACAGGUCUUGUGUGGAUUGUUUACGUCAAUAUCUCCGGAUAGAAAUCUCUGAGAGCAGAGUGAAUAUCAGCUGUCCAGAGUGCUCGGAACGAUUUAAUCCCCAUGAUAUUCGUUUGAUAUUAAAUGAUGACAUCUUGAUGGAAAAAUAUGAAGAAUUUAUGCUUAGACGCUGGCUUGUUGCAGACCCUGAUUGUAGGUGGUGUCCUGCUCCUGAUUGUGGGUACGCCGUGAUUGCUUUUGGCUGUGCAAGCUGUCCUAAAAUUACAUGUGGGCGUGAUGGCUGUGGAACGGAGUUCUGCUACCACUGUAAACAGAUUUGGCAUCCAAACCAGACCUGUGAUGCUGCUCGCCAGGAGAGGGCUCAGAGUCUGCGUCUGCGAACAAUUCGUUCCUCGUCCAUUAGCUACAGUCAAGAGUCUGGAGCAGCAACUGAUGACAUAAAGCCAUGCCCGCGCUGUGCAGCUUAUAUAAUAAAGAUGAACGAUGGAAGCUGUAAUCACAUGACCUGUGCUGUCUGCGGCUGUGAAUUCUGUUGGCUGUGUAUGAAGGAGAUUUCAGACUUGCAUUAUUUAAGCCCAUCAGGCUGUACAUUCUGGGGGAAAAAACCGUGGAGUCGGAAGAAAAAAAUCCUGUGGCAGCUGGGGACGCUUGUGGGUGCACCUGUAGGAAUUGCCUUAAUAGCUGGUAUUGCUAUUCCAGCUAUGAUAAUUGGAAUCCCCGUAUAUGUGGGACGCAAGAUUCACAAUCGCUAUGAAGGCAAGGAUGUUUCAAAGCAUAAGAGGAACUUGGCCAUUGCAGGUGGUGUAACCUUGUCUGUAAUAGUUUCACCGGUUGUAGCUGCAGUAACUGUAGGUAUAGGUGUCCCUAUUAUGUUGGCCUACGUGUAUGGAGUAGUUCCUAUCUCCCUCUGUCGAAGUGGAGGCUGUGGUGUAUCUGCCGGCAAUGGAAAGGGUGUCAGAAUAGAAUUUGACGAUGAAAACGAUAUAACUGUUGGUGGAACACAUGCAGCAGCAGAUAGCACGUCAGUAGCAGAGGCCCGUCAGAACCCCAGCAUAGGGGAAGGAAGCGUGGCUGGGUUGACUGGGAGCCUGAGUGCGAGCGGCAGCCACAUGGACCGAAUAGGAGCCUUUCAUCUCGAGAUGACAACCCUUGUCAGUGAAGCCAGCCACCUUAUGGCUCUUGCUGGAGCCUAGGCAUCAUCAGGAAGCUUAUCAGGAAGUACAAUGGUCAACUGCUUCAACAGGUUGGAAGUCCAAGCAGAUGUGCAGAAGGAGAGAUGUAGUCUGAGUGGAGAAUCGGGCACUGUUAGUUUAGGAACAGUUAGUGACAAUGCUAGCACCAAAGCAAUGGCUGGAUCCAUUCUCAAUUCCUACAUGCCAUUGGACAGAGAGGGCAGCAGCAUGGAGGUGCAAGUAGACAUCGAAUCAAAGCCCAUGAAGUUCAGACACCACAGUGGAAGCAGCAGUGUUGAGGAUGGUGGGACCGCGUGCCAUGGUAAUUCUGGUUGUUCGUCAACCUGCUUGUCGGAAAGCAAAUCUAGCACCACCAAGUGGUGCAAAGAUGCAACAGCAGGGAAAAAAUGUAAAGGUAAACUAAGAAAAAAAGGUAGCAUGAAGAUAAAUGAGACCCGAGAGGACAUGGAUGCUCAGUUAUUGGAACAACGAAGCACAAACUCCAGUGAAUUUGACUCUCCUUCUCUCAGUGACAGUAUCCCUUCUGUAGCUGAUUCCCACUCCAGUCAUUUUUCUGAGUUUAGUUGCUCUGAUAUGGAGAGUAUGAAAACUUCAUGUAGCCACGGCUCCAGUGAUUACCAUACUCGCUUUACUACCGUUUGCAUUCUUCCAGAGGUCGAAAAUGACCGCUUAGAAAACUCUCCACACCAAAGUGGCAAUCCUUUGACUCCGGGUUCCGCCAUUCUAACUCAGAGGUUUCAUUGUGCUGAGUGUUACAUUGCUGAAGAAUGUGUUUAUAACGGGACUUCCAGCAAUGCAGACAUGGGUACUAGUGAAACACUGAAAGAAACAAACAACAAUCAUUCACAGCAUGCUGUGGAGUUAAACACUGCAAUUCAGACUGAGAUUUAAACCUGUUAAAUGCUGCAGAAGUUUAUGUACCACUAAUGAACCCUUGCCUGGUAGCUGGCCGGGUAAUUUUUUCAUGUGGCCAGCAGAAGCAAGACUUCAAUGCAAUGUACAUUUUAUAUGUCUCCACAAAGAUGGAGUGUUUUGUGUGGAACUUGGUUUCAGAGCUAUGUGAAGUGACAUGAAGGUUUUAACAAGUGCAUUACAAUGUGGAUCUUUUUAUGACUUCUCAAGCAACUUGCUACCGAAGAUCUGUGUUAAUGUACUUGGAGGCGAAUGAUAACUAGCUAGCAUUUAUCAAAGAAGUUACUGUUUCUUAGAAUGUUCAUGUAACACGUCUCCCAGUGGACUUUCAGGAGCACAGCUGUGAUUUAACAUCAUGCUAUAGUGAAUAGUACAUACCUGAAGGAGCUGCAGCAGCCAUGCCAAAUAAGUUUUAGUAAUAAUCAAUUUUGCCUUCUACCUGGGAAAAGAUGUAACUAUUAUUAUUUGCAUUGGAGCAAACUGUCUGUCUGAAGUGGAAUGUAAUCUGUUAAUGCUGAGACACAAUCUUUGAGCAAGGUUAUGGCAUUUAUCAUAACUUUAAAUAAAAAAAUGGUACUUGAUGUAUGGUAGGUAGCAAGGUGACGUCUCCUUAUCAGAAGAGCAGGGGGAAUGAAUUAUAUUUGCAACUGACAGCAGCAGAUAAGGCAAUGAUAUGCUGUAUAAAGUUUUGUAAGACUUAAAUCAUUUUAAUUUGUAAUCAUUGUAGAGAAGCUGAUACAGUCACCAUUUACCAGGGGACAUCAGUUAUGCUGUUUAAUUCUCGGUGCCUUUGGAGAAGACUGGGGGUCUUAAAGUGCCUGGUCUGUUGAUCAUUUCACGGUCCAGUUUUCCAGAAUGUCCUCCUCUUGGCCACCUCUUUGGAAUCUGGAGGAAAACUACAGAAAAUCAACUGACUAUGGUAGAUUAAUGGGUAUCAUAAUACUGAAAUAUUAGCCUACCAAAGACUCACUCAGGCUUUUCACAGAUAACUUUUUCUCACCUCCCUUUGCAAGUCACAUGCACAGAAAUAAAGCACAGUGCAGAGCUUGCACAAACACAGCAGAUGGGCUUAAAAAAAAUCACUGGCUUUUGCGGGUGGGGGGGCUUCUCCCUCCUCUUGCUUAUGGAAGAUGUUCAGCUGAAUGAAGCUAGCUCAGGCGCCUGCACUGUUAGAUGCCUGCUAUACAAUUCAUAAUGAAGCGUGCCCUCUCCCCUUUUCCAAGAGAAAGAGAGAGGCGGAUCUUCACAUAACAGUCUCCAAUAUUGUUUGUAGCAUUUUGUACGCUAUAGCCAUUAUGAAAGCAAUACUGAAAAGUUUUUUUGAUUUUUGUAUAGAACUUGCCAGAGCUGCAGUGCUUUUCUUUCCUUCACCAGUUCUCAAUCUAAGCUUAUAACACUAGUGCCAGAGAUGUUAUUUGAUAAUACUUGUUACAAUAUUUGUAUAUUUGCUGUUUCAUUUUGCUCAAUGACGUGUGUAAACUGCAUACCUGAAAUAAAUGUCUGAGUAAUAUUUGA
Molecule: messenger RNA, 4543 nt
Organism: Sphaerodactylus townsendi
Lineage: Eukaryota; Metazoa; Chordata; Lepidosauria; Squamata; Sphaerodactylidae
Gene: RNF19A
Product: ring finger protein 19A, RBR E3 ubiquitin protein ligase
Biological process (GO): positive regulation of proteasomal ubiquitin-dependent protein catabolic process; protein polyubiquitination; ubiquitin-dependent protein catabolic process
Cellular component (GO): ubiquitin ligase complex; cytoplasm
Molecular function (GO): ubiquitin conjugating enzyme binding; zinc ion binding; ubiquitin protein ligase activity
Source: RefSeq, a predicted model, not a curated record